Molecule: messenger RNA, 1119 nt
Organism: Talaromyces amestolkiae
Lineage: Eukaryota; Fungi; Ascomycota; Eurotiomycetes; Eurotiales; Trichocomaceae
Exons: 1
Coding region: 1-1119 (372 amino acids)
Molecular function (GO): oxidoreductase activity, acting on the CH-OH group of donors, NAD or NADP as acceptor
Source: RefSeq, a predicted model, not a curated record
AUGCCCUCCAUCCCUCCGGGCGGCCUCAUCCUCGUAACCGGCGCAAGCGGCUACCUAGCUAGCGUCACGAUUGCCCUCCUCUUACAGCGUGGCUACUCCGUGCGUGGUACCGUUCGCUGUCUCGCAUCUCAUACUUGGAUGAGCAGCCAUUUCGGUUCCCGAUUUGAACUUGUCGAGGUACCCGACAUCUACGCUCUGGAUGCAUUCACGACUGAAGGAUUGCUAGACGGUGUGCAGGGGAUUGCACAUAUGGCUAUGGACACGUCUAUGAAUCCGGGGAAUCAUGCCAUCAUUCAGGAUACCGUAAACUCGACGCUUAGGUUAUUGGAAGCUGCCGCAAGAACAUCAAGUGUGAAAAGUGUAGUCAUAACUUCCUCCCUCGCUGCAUGCGCUCUUCCCACGACAGGAGAKCCAUACACCAUCAACCCAGAAACCUGGAACACGGACGCAAUUACCAAAACCCGCAACCCCCUUCCAACCAUCCAGAAUAUGAGUCAAACCUCAGCCCGCUGGCACGGCAUAACCCUCUAUGCCGCCUCCAAAGCCCUCUCGGAGCAAGCCUCCUUCACCUGGGUUGGUCAACACAACCCGUCUUUCCGCCUCAACACUGUCGUGCCUAACGUAAACUUCGGCAUUGCAAUUUCGCCUACCAAUAUGGGCUAUCGCAGUACCGCCGCAGUGCUCGAUGCAGUCGUAAAAGGUUAUCCAGCUGCGCCAUCGAUCCUGCCUUCGCAGUGGUUCGUUGAUGUCGAGGAUACUGCUCUUUUACACAUCGCAGCGUUGACAUUGCCCGAAGUGCAAGGUGAGCGGUUACUUGCGUUUGCGGGACGGUAUAGCUGGACGCGAAUCCUACAGAUUCUGCAUCGGCGAUAUCCUGACAGAAUCAUGUUGAAGGCUUUGCCGUUAGAAGACGGGAAGAAGGAGGUGGUUGAUAAGGGUAAGGUGGAUCAUCAGAGGAGUAUUGAGGUGUUGAAGAUGAUGGGUAAAGCAGAAGGGUUUACGUCGUUGGAGGAUACAUUAGCCAAGGCUAUGCAGACGAUAUUUGAGAAUCAAGACAAAAAUGUGCCCAAGACAAGGAUUGAUCUUUAUUACGACUCUUUGGCGCAGACAGCUAGUUGA